GGGGGGGGGGGGGGGGGGAUGAAGCCCUCCUCUGGUCCUCCUGCGGCUCCUGCAGCCUGACCUCCAUCCUCCAUCCCGCCAUGCCGAACCGACAGAAGCAGCUCCUGUUCUCCGUCUCCGGGCUGUUCGGCUUCUCCUGCGCCCUGACGGCCGCGGUGGCCACCGGCCUGCCGUUCUGGCUCAACGGGACCGUGCUGUGCCGGACCGGGGCCGAGCUGGUCAACGCCACCGGACCCGAGCUGGACAAGUUCCUGGGAGGCCUGAGCUACGGGCUGUUCCACGGGGAGAGGGUGAAGCAGUGCGGGCUGGGAGGAAGACCGUCCCGCUUCUCCUUCUUUCCCGACCUGCUGAGCGCCAUCCCAGCCGGCCUCCACGUCACCGUCAUCUUCUUCUGUGGUGUGGUGAUCCUCUUCUCCUCGGUGGCCACCGGCUUCUUCUUCUUCAACGCCUUCGGCAGACCUUACGAGACGCUGCAAGGCCCCAUGGGACUCUACCUGUGGACCGUCAUCUGCUGUCUGUGCAGCUGCCUGGUGAUGAUCCUGUUUGCGUCGGAGGUGAAGCUCCACCAUCUGUCCGAACGGAUCGCCAACUUCAACGAGAUGACCUUCGUCUUCCAGACCUACAGCGAACGCUACGACCGAUCCUUCUGGCUCUUCUUCCUCGUCUUCCUCCUCCACGGACUCAAUAUCCUGCUGAUUCGACUGGCUGGCGUCCAGUUUCCCUUCCAGGAAACCAAAGAGUCGGACUUGAGCGGCGGGGCGGCCGACCUCAUGUACUGAAGAGACCCAAACACAAGAUGGAAGUCUUUAAUGGACAAAAGAACAAUCAGCUGCAACAAUUAGAGGCUUUAACUAGUGACCUUACUGACACUUUAAGAUGCAUCAUACCAACAUUAUCACUUCCUCUCUGAAACACAGCAGAACAAACUGGAUCUCAUUCAUGUUAUUAACCCUGACAUACUGUUCAUAUUCUGACGCUUCACAGUAAACAGCAGAGAGAGUUUAUUCUUUAGGUUUAUGGAGAAAAAACAUUGACAGUCACAAUAUAUUAUGGUCUCUGUUACCUAAAACAGCCACAGUGAUUUCAAUGACAAGCUGCACAAAAAAAAGUUGAAUUAUAUUUUGCAUUUUUGUAUAU
This is a messenger RNA of Thunnus maccoyii (southern bluefin tuna), 1137 nucleotides long. RefSeq names its product clarin 1 (gene clrn1). The coding region runs from base 81 to 779 and encodes 232 amino acids. The transcript is spliced from 3 exons. The record is from RefSeq and is a predicted model, not a curated record. NCBI's taxonomy places the organism in Eukaryota, Metazoa, Chordata, Actinopteri, Scombriformes, Scombridae. Gene Ontology annotation, biological process: sensory perception of sound; equilibrioception.